AUGUCGUUGAGACCAGGUUACCCAAAGACGGAGGAGAGCGCGGCGAAAGCCAUGGAAGACGACGAAGAGGAGGACUACAUGUCAAUGGCAAUCAUCGAGCCAGCAACCAGCGGAGCGAAAGAAACCUUUGCCCAGAAGCGUUUGCGCAAACAGAGAGAGUCCGAAGCCAAAGCCCGUGUGCCUUCAAAAGCUGAACUCGCCGCUGCAGAUGCCGCCCGUCGCGAUGCGGCACUUGCGACAAGCGCCCUCGACCCCUCCAACAAAGGCUACCAGAUGAUGGCUCGACUGGGAUACAAACCCGGCACCGCACUGGGCAAAGAUUACACCACACAACAUCCAUCAGGCCGUGAUGAAUGGAAUCGCCCCAUCAUCGAGCCGUUGAAAAUACAUAUGAAAGAAGACAGGGGCGGUAUCGGUAUGGAUACCGAGAAAAAGAGAAAGUUUAUGCAGGAAGUUAGCGAGGAAGCGAAGAAGGUGAAAACUGAGCAGGUCGAUUUUCGGGAGCGAGUUAGGCUUGAGAGGGAAGAGCGAAGGGCAGAGGCCCAGUUCCGUGCUGCACAAAAGGUGGCAGAGAGAUUGGACACGGCGGCCGAAGAGGAAGAUUCUGGCCGAGAACCUGUGCCGAUUGCGCAAACAAAUGAAAAAGCCACUGACGAGACCACAGAUGCUCAUGAUGUCAAGGAAAAGAGGAAGAAGAACCGCCCGCCGAAGCGUAUGUCACAGAUUAACGUACUAUACCGUGGUCUUGUUCGGGCGCGCGAAGAAAAGGUCCUUGAAGACCAAGCGCAACGGCGGCGAUAUGACUCCCUUUCAUCGCGGGAUGACAGUUUCUUUUCUCGAAAUAUGUCUGGGCUCCCUACUUACAAUGAUACUGAUCUUGAUGUAGAUGACAAGCUCGCCCUUAGCCGAAAUGCAGCAGGCGAGAUUGUGGAGACUGAGUGUGACCUUGAAGAAGAUGAAGAACUCGAGGAGUUCAAUGCUCUGGUCCCUCAGGAGAGGCUCAACCGCAUUGUGGUAUAUUUGCGCGAGAAGCACAAUUACUGCUUCUGGUGCAAGUACCAGUACGAAACGCCAGAGAUGAGCGGCUGUCCUGGCUUAACAGAGGAGGAUCAUGAUUGA
This is a messenger RNA of Uncinocarpus reesii 1704, 1119 nucleotides long. RefSeq lists its product as uncharacterized. NCBI's taxonomy places the organism in Eukaryota, Fungi, Ascomycota, Eurotiomycetes, Onygenales, Onygenaceae. The transcript has 2 exons. Gene Ontology annotation, molecular function: nucleic acid binding. Gene Ontology annotation, cellular component: kinetochore. The coding region runs from base 1 to 1119 and encodes 372 amino acids. The record is from RefSeq and is a predicted model, not a curated record.